Molecule: messenger RNA, 3346 nt
Organism: Oncorhynchus keta (chum salmon)
Lineage: Eukaryota; Metazoa; Chordata; Actinopteri; Salmoniformes; Salmonidae
Exons: 4
Coding region: 1-1269 (422 amino acids)
Source: RefSeq, a predicted model, not a curated record
AUGGGGGGCAGCAAAUUGGGCCAUUUGAUCUCAUCGCUGUGUCCAUGGAGACUACAGCAUAAGUGCGUUGUGUAUUUGUGGGAUAAUUUGCAUAUCCUCUCUCUCCUCUUCUUCCUCUCUCUCCUCCUCUCCCUCUCUCUCCUCCUCUUCCUCUCUCUCUUCCUCUCUCUCCUCCUCUCCCUCUCUCUCCUCCUCUCCCUCUCUCUCCUCCUCUUCCUAGCUCCUCCUCUCCCUCUCUCUCCUCCUCUUCCUCUCUCUCCUCCUCUCCCUCGCUUUCCUCCUCUCCCUCUCUCUCCUCCAAUUCCUCGCUCCUCCUCUCCCUCUUUCUCCUCCUCUUACUCUCUCUCCUCCUCUUACUCUCUCUCCUCUUCCUCUCUCUCCUCCUCCUCUCUCUCCUCUUCCUCUCUCUCCUCCUCUUCCUCUCUCUCCUCUUCCUCUCUCUCUCUCUCCUCUUCCUCUCUCCUCCUCUUCUUCGCUCCUCCUCUUCCUCUCUCUCCUCUUCCUCUCUCUCCUCCUCUUCCUCUCUCCUCCUCCUCUUACUCUCUUCUCCUUUCCCUCUCUCUCCUCCUCUUACUCUCUCCUCCUCUCCCUCUCUCUCCUCCAAUUCCUCGCUCCUCCUCUCCCUCUUUCUCCUCCUCUUACUCUCUCUCCUCCUCUUACUCUCUCUCCUCUUCCUCUCUCUCCUCAUCCUCUCUCUCCUCUUCCUCUCUCUCCUCCUCUUCCUCUCUCUCCUCUUCCUCUCUCUCUCUCUCCUCUUCCUCUCUCCUCCUCUUCUUCGCUCCUCCUCUUCCUCUCUCUCCUCUUCCUCUCUCUCCUCCUCUUCCUCUCUCCUCCUCCUCUUGCUCUCUCCUCCUCUCCCUCUCUCUCGUCCUUCUUGUAAGAGAAGGUGAUGAAAUUUGUGUUUGUCCGUCAUUAGACAGUAGCCAAGAGCCCUCUGCUGAGCCCUCAGCCGAGAGCCAUCAACCGAGAGUCAUCAGCCGAGCCGUCAGCAAAGUGAUCAGCCGAGCCUUCAGCUGCCAGUCUAUUAACAGACACGCAGCUCUAACAGCAUAUGGCACUCUCUCUGGAAGAUGCAAAUUCAUACAGGGAGAGGGUCCCAGCUACGACAACACACACACACACACACACACACACACACACACACACACACACACACACACACACACACACACACACACACACACACACACACACACACACACACACACACACACACACACACACACACACACACACACACACACACUCACUCAGAAAUUCAUUACCUAACAUUGAGAUGUAUGUAAUUGUAGGACUAAGAGCGUGGCAAGGCUUGAUCCCAUAUUGUCCUCCGCCAUGAUGUUCAACUACACUGUUACAUCAGUAAUUCUCUCUACAGCAAUACACACAAUGUCAUCAGGUCCCCUGUGUAGUACUCUCUAUAACAAUACACACAAUGUCAUCAGGUCCCCUGUGUAGUACUCUCUAUAACAAUACACACAAUGUCAUCAGGUCCCCUGUGUAGUACUCUCUAUAACAAUACAUACUAUAUCAUCAGGUCCCCUGUGUAGUACUCUCUAUAACAAUACACACAAUGUCAUCAGGUCCCCUGUGUAGUACUCUCUAUAACAAUACAUACUAUAUCAUCAGGUACCCUGUGUAGUACUCUCUAUAACAAUACAUACUAUAUCAUCAGGUCCCCUGUGUAGUACUCUCUAUAACAAUACACACAAUGUCAUCAGGUCCCCUGUGUAGUACUCUCUAUAACAAUACAUACUAUAUCAUCAGGUACCCUGUGUAGUACUCUCUAUAACAAUACAUACUAUAUCAUCAGGUCCCCUGUGUAGUACUCUCUAUAACAAUACAUACUAUAUCAUCAGGUACCCUGUGUAGUACUCUCUAUAACAAUACAUACUAUAUCAUCAGGUCCCCUGUGUAGUACUCUCUAUAACAAUACACACAAUGUCAUCAGGUCCCCUGUGUAGUACUCUCUAUAACAAUACAUACUAUAUCAUCAGGUCCCCUGUGUAGUACUCUCUAUAACAAUACACACAAUGUCAUCAGGUCCCCUGUGUAGUACUCUCUAUAACAAUACAUACUAUAUCAUCAGGUCCCCUGUGUAGUACUCUCUAUAACAAUACACACAAUGUCAUCAGGUCCCCUGUGUAGUACUCUCUAUAACAAUACACACAAUGUCAUCAGGUCCCCUGUGUAGUACUCUCUAUAACAAUACACACAAUGUCAUCAGGUCCCCUGUGUAGUACUCUCUAUAACAAUACACACAAUGUCAUCAGGUCCCCUGUGUAGUACUCUCUAUAACAAUACACACAAUGUCAUCAGGUCCCCUGUGUAGUACUCUCUAUAACAAUACACACAAUGUCAUCAGGUCCCCUGUGUAGUACUCUCUAUAACAAUACAUACUAUAUCAUCAGGUCCCCUGUGUAGUACUCUCUAUAACAAUACAUACUAUAUCAUCAGGUCCCCUGUGUAGUACUCUCUAUAACAAUACAUACAAUAUCAUCAGGUCCCCUGUGUAGUACUCUCUACAACAAUACAUACUAUAUCAUCAGGUCCCCUGUGUAGUACUCUCUAUAACAAUACAUACUAUAUCAUCAGGUCCCCUGUGUAGUACUCUCUACAACAAUACAUACAAUAUCAUCAGGUCCCCUGUGUAGUACUCUCUAUAACAAUACAUACUAUAUCAUCAGGUCCCCUGUGUAGUACUCUCUAUAACAAUACAUACUAUAUCAUCAGGUCCCCUGUGUAGUACUCUCUAUAACAAUACAUACAAUACAUACUAUAUCAUCAGGUCCCCUGUGUAGUACUCUCUAUAACAAAAAACAUUCAGUUUUACCGGUCAGGUAACUUAUGGCUUCUUUCCCACAACCAAUGUGAAACGAAACACAUACGUUCCUAUAACUUCCAAAGAACCAAAUGUUCUAGCUGGGAGGUGUCUGGUCCCUAAAGACCCUACACCUCUCUCCUUACACUCCUCCUCAUCCCUCAUUCCCUCAUUCCCUCUCUCCUUACACUCCCCUCCUUAUCCCCUCCUCAUCCCUCGUUCCCUCUCUCCUUACACUCUCUUCCUUAUCCCUCCUCCUCAUCCCUCGUUCCCUCUCCCUUACCCUCCCCUCCUUAUCCCUUGUUCCCUCAUCCCUCGUUCCCUCUCUCCCUACACUCCCCUCCUUAUCCCCCCUCCUCAUUCCUCGUUCCCUCUCUCCUUACACUCCCCUCCUUACCCCUCCUCCUCAUCCCUCCUUCCCUCGUUCCCUCAUUCCCUCUCUCCUUCUCUUCUCCCUGUCCAAGUUGUAAGCUGUCCAGCACUUGUCUGCCAACAGCUCUGUGAAGACCAGCCAAACUAAACAGG